AUGAAAUUACACUUCAUUACAUUAACGACCUUAAUUACUGCUUGCUGUGCAGCAAGCAUUCCGGUAGACACCCACAAGGAAGUCAACUUAUUUAAGGAAUUGGAUCUCAAUAUGAGUGGUGCCGAUGCAUUGGACAUCGAAAAAGUUGCUGCUACUGGACUUACAGAUUUACUCAGCAAAGGAAAGAAAGCAUUUUCGUUAGUCAACGUAUUAAAAGAUGUUUUGGGAAUGAUUAGUAAGAUCGAUCAAAUCCAAGACAGUGAGGAAAUGGGGCUUGCAAAAAGAGAUUUUGUUGAAGAUUUGUUAGUGAAAGUCUUUGUCGCAUUAAAGAAAUCAGGGCUUGUGAACUCGAUUGUUAAAAUGUCUUUGACCGAUUGCGACGUGCGUCCAGCGAUCAUCGAUAUUCUAAUCGAACUACUCGAAGCGGAUGUAAUCCCAUGGGAAGAAAUAUUUGUCGCCUUAAAAGAUUCAGGCUUAGCUGUCGACGUUAUUAACGACCUUUUCACCGACCCGGAAACAAGAGAGGGCCUUGUGCAAUUUACAGCCGAAUUAAUCCCAGACUUACUAGCUUCUGGUGCUCUCAGUGGUAAAGAUUUCUGUGUAGUACCUUCGGCUCGUAUACAAUUGAUCAAUUCUACAAUUCCAAAUUUUAAGUAG
This is a messenger RNA of Debaryomyces hansenii CBS767, 657 nucleotides long. RefSeq lists its product as uncharacterized. The record is from RefSeq and is a predicted model, not a curated record. The transcript has a single exon. The coding region runs from base 1 to 657 and encodes 218 amino acids. NCBI's taxonomy places the organism in Eukaryota, Fungi, Ascomycota, Pichiomycetes, Serinales, Debaryomycetaceae.